Messenger RNA from Myotis brandtii (Brandt's bat), 1137 nucleotides. RefSeq names its product keratin, type II cuticular Hb1-like. The transcript has 6 exons. NCBI's taxonomy places the organism in Eukaryota, Metazoa, Chordata, Mammalia, Chiroptera, Vespertilionidae. Gene Ontology annotation, biological process: intermediate filament organization; keratinization. Bases 1 to 1137 code for a protein of 378 amino acids. Gene Ontology annotation, cellular component: keratin filament. The record is from RefSeq and is a predicted model, not a curated record. Gene Ontology annotation, molecular function: structural constituent of skin epidermis.
AUGACGUGCGGAUCAGGAUUCUGCGGCCAGGCCUUCAGCUGCGCCUCCGCCUGCGGGCCCCGGCCCGGCCGCUGCUGCAUCACCGCCGCCCCCUACCGCGGGGUCUCCUGCUACCGCGGCCUCACAGGGGGCUUUGGCAGCCAGAGCGUCUGCGGCGCCUUCCGCUCUGGCUCCUGUGGACGCAGCUUCGGAUACCGCUCAGGCGGCGUGUGCGGGCCCAGCCCGCCCUGCAUCACCACCGUGUCCGUCAAUGAGAGCCUCCUCACGCCCCUCAACCUGGAGAUCGACCCCAACGCGCAGUGCGUGAAGCAUGAGGAGAAGGAGCAGAUCAAGUGCCUCAACAGCAGGUUCGCUGCCUUCAUCGACAAGGUGCGCUUCCUGGAGCAGCAGAACAAGCUGCUGGAGACCAAGUGGCAGUACUACCAGAACCGCAAGUGCUGCGAGAGCAACCUGGAGCCGCUGUUUGAGGGCUACAUCGAGACGCUGAGGCGCGAGGCCGAGUGUGUGGAGGCCGACAGCGGGAGGCUGGCCUCAGAGCUCAACCACGUGCAGGAGGUGAUGGAAGGCUACAAGAAGAAGUAUGAGGAGGAAGUUUCUCUGAGAGCAACAGCUGAGAAUGAGUUUGUGGCUCUGAAGAAGAACACCAAGCUGGAGACUGCAGUGAAGCAAUCGGAGGAGCAGGGUGAGACAGCCGUCAGCGAUGCCCGCUGCAAGCUGGCCGAGCUGGAGGCCGCCCUGCAGAAGGCCAAGCAGGACAUGGCCUGCCUGCUCAAGGAGUACCAGGAGGUGAUGAACUCCAAGCUGGGCUUGGACAUUGAGAUCGCCACCUACAGGCGCCUGCUGGAGGGCGAGGAGCAGAGGCUGUGUGAAGGCGUUGGGGCCGUGAAUGUUUGUGUCAGCAGCUCCCGGGGUGGAGUCGUCUGUGGGGACCUCUGUGUGUCAGGCUCUAGGCCGGUGACAGGCAGCGCCUGCAACGCCCCCUGCAGUGGAAACCUGGGGGUGAGCACCGGAAUGUGCGCCCCCUGCGGCCCCUGCAAUUCCAUCACAUCUUGUGGACUGGGCACUGGAGGAGUGGGCUCCUGUGGCAUCAGUUCCUGCGGCGUAGGCUCCUGUGUCAGCAGCUGCCGCAAGUGUUAG